Molecule: messenger RNA, 3022 nt
Organism: Syngnathoides biaculeatus (alligator pipefish)
Lineage: Eukaryota; Metazoa; Chordata; Actinopteri; Syngnathiformes; Syngnathidae
Gene: prkcsh
Product: protein kinase C substrate 80K-H
Exons: 18
Coding region: 124-1731 (535 amino acids)
Biological process (GO): N-glycan processing; liver development
Cellular component (GO): glucosidase II complex
Molecular function (GO): protein binding; calcium ion binding
Source: RefSeq, a predicted model, not a curated record
UGGGACUCUGCGCAUGUGCAUUGCGUCACUCCGGAACUGCAGCGCGAGGUCAGGCUAAGAGUAGCCGUUAGCUUGUUCAUCAAGCGGAAGACAAUUCAACGUGACGGAGAGCAAAGCGGCGUUAUGGCGACGGGCUGCCUUAGCUUCAUCCCUCUGCUGGUCCUGAGUGCGGCAGUCUCGGCCGUGGAAGUUCAGCGCCCCCGUGGUGUCCCACUGUCAAAAAAACACUUUUACGUGGAGGGGAAACCGUUCACUUGCUUGGAUGGCUCCCGCACGAUCCCCUUUGACAGGGUCAACGACGACUACUGUGACUGUCAGGAUGGUUCGGACGAGCCAGGAACUCCGGCUUGCCCCAACGGCAGCUUCCAUUGCACUAACGCGGGUCAUAGACCGGUCUUUAUCCCGUCGUCCCGCAUCAAUGACGGCGUCUGCGACUGCUGUGAUGCAACUGAUGAAUACAACAGCGGUGCGAGCUGCCCAAACACUUGCAGGGAUUUGGGGCGCAAAGAGAAAGAGAGUCUGCAAAAGCUGGCCGAGAUUGCAAAGGAGGGCUUCCUUCUCAAACAGCAACUCAUUCAGGAGGCCAAGAGGGGUCUGGAGGAAAAGAAGGCCAAAGUAUUAGAACUCGAGGCCAGUAAGAAACAGCUGGAGGAGAAGGUGGAGUCUCUGAGAACCGUGAAGGAAACGGCAGAGGAGCCCGAGAAAGAAGCUAAAGAGCGCCAUCUCAAGGCUUGGGAAGAGGAAAAGGCCGCCGUACGCGCCGAGAAGGACAAGGCUCGCAUGGCUGAAGCGUUUCUCGAACUGGAUGAUGACGGCGAUGGUUUUGUCACCGUGCCUGAACUUCAGGCCCACAGUGAGCUUGAUACAGACUCAGAUGGUACUUUCACUGAAGCAGAGGCUCAGGCCCUUUUGGGGGGCGUGGACCAAGCGGACGCGGCAGCGUUUGAGGCCGUCUGGAAGGACGUCAAAGAUAAAUACAUCUCCGAGGCCCAAGCGCCGGCGGAGACGCCGCCCGAGGAGACGAGGGAACCUCUUUUCGACAAUGACUCUGAACAUUACUCUGAGGGGGAAAUCCCAGAGGAAGAUGAUGAUGAUGAUGACGAUCAGGAGGAGGAGGACGAAGAGGAGGAAGAUGAUGACGAUCCAGAUGAAGCAGACUACAUUAGACCUCCCGCGAUCCAAGAAAAGAAGGAUGACGAGGACGAGGGAACCAUGCCGCCCUACAAUGAAGAAACGCAGAACCUCAUUGAUGCUGCCCAGAAGGCGAGGGAGCAGUUUGAUGAGGCUGAGCGAGCUCUCCGGGAACUGGAUGAUCAGAUGAAGAACCUGGAAAAGGAAACCACCUCAGACUUUGGGUCCAAUGCUGAGUUUGCCUACCUCUACAGCCAGUGCUACGACCUCACUACUAGCGAGUACAUCUACAGGCUCUGCCCGUUCAAUCGAGUAUCCCAGAAACCAAAGCACGGCGGCUCGGAGACCAGCUUAGGGACAUGGGGUCAUUGGGACGGUCCCGAGGGGAACGUCUACGGCGUGAUGAAGUACGAGAAUGGAAUGGGAUGCUGGCAAGGCCCCAACAGAUCUACCACGGUGAAGCUAAAAUGUGGGAAAGAGACUGUGGUGACGUCCACGACGGAACCCAGUCGCUGCGAGUACUUGAUGGAGUUCACCACUCCCGCCCUGUGCCCGGACCCCAGCACUCUGGACCCCAUGCAUCAGCAUACUGAACUUUAAACCCCCUCCAACUUGUUUUUCACCAGGGACCUCGUAGCCACGGCAACAGGAAAUCAGAAGGAGCCACCGCAUUAUUUCAUGAUGUUAAAUAAUAAUAAACAAAAACAAAACAGUGCUUCUACCUGUGUUUGUUGUCUUUGUAAGAAAAAAAAAAAUCAACAUUACCUGUGUAAAAAUGUAUUAGAGUUGUGGUUCAAUUCUUUCUCAUAAGUCUUGUAAUAUUGUCCAUCUCUCUGGGGGGGGGGGGGAAAUGAAGUGAUCGAGGUUCAACUUGAUACGUCAUGGAGACUUUUGUUCAUAAUUAAAUAACAUCUUGUCAUAAUUCAGGAAGCGACUGUGUAAUGUCUUUGUUCAAAUGACAAAAUUGGAAUCACUCAUUUUUAAGUUAAACAAUUUCAAUACUUGUGAACAGUAUAUACUUGAAAUUAAAGUGCAUAAAUUGAACCCAUCCCAUAUACCUGGUGAUAUUUUUUUAAGUAAUUUAUCUGCAACCUGUAAUAUUUUAGUGUAAUAGUUUGUUUUACAUGAAUAUACUGUAGCGUCUUGUCAUAAUUGAAAAAAGAAAUGACAGUAUGUUUGUCCAGACAACAAAAUGGGGCCCACUCAUAUUUGUAACUUUUAUUUUUUUUCUGGCAUUUAAAGUACAAAUAAUUAAACAAUUCCAUGAAAAAGUCUUCAAGCGUCUUCAGCUGAAAUUCCAGUAGUAAAUAUUCUAAACUAAACUGAAAGGUUUUACUUGUAUUUUUUUUUUUGUUUUGUUUGUUUCUCAUUGCUCGUUUGGUCAUGUCUGGAAGUAUGUAUGAGUGUUUGUAUUCCACUACUUUUUGAUCGUUUUCACAAUUUUUUUUUUGUUCUACCGUUCCAGGAAAAAUGUAAGAAAAAACAUCACUAAUAAUAAUAUACUGCGUCCCCCUCUAAAUAAAUAAAUAGACACAAAAUACAGUUGGUUGAGAAACAGAAGAACCACUCGCCGCCCCCCUUCCCGCUUUCAAACAAGACCUUCAUGCUGUUUGUCGUUCGUCUAAAACUAUCCAAGCUCUUGACUCGCUUCCCUGCUCAUCUUUUGGCCCAAAACAAAAACAUUCUGCUUGCACAAAUUGACGUAGCAGCUUUUACCAAAUCCUCCCUAAUGUCCGCAUUUUCAAGAAGCGUGAACAGGAAAGCAUCUUGUGAGGGACAGCCCCGCCCCCAUCUUCUGGAUCAAUGCCCAAAGUGAAAUGAGAGUGUUUUGGGGGGGUCCCAUGUCUCAGGGGGCUGGCUGAGCGGUUGGGGGGGGGGGGGAUAAAAACAA